This is a messenger RNA of Haemonchus placei, 546 nucleotides long. NCBI's taxonomy places the organism in Eukaryota, Metazoa, Nematoda, Chromadorea, Rhabditida, Trichostrongylidae. The record is from the annotation of a GenBank genome assembly.
AUGGACGGCAUUCCUGGCGAGCCAGGUACGCCGGGAGAGCCCGGCCUCCCAGGAAUCGUACCUCAGGUGCAAGUGAGCGCCAGUGGUUGCCGCGUCUGUCCACCGGGACCAAAAGGACCAAUAGGAUAUCCUGGCCAGCCUGGACCGCAAGGAUUGCCUGGAGAGGAGGGACCACAAGGAGAUAGUGGACGUCCAGGAAGUGACGGAAUCGCUGGACCACCUGGACCAAUGGGUCCGAUGGGUGAGCCUGGAAAGGACGGUGAGCAAGGUCCUCCGGGAGCAGAAGGAACGCGAGGUGAAAAAGGUCCCGUCGGGCCACCAGGACUCAAGGGAAUGGUCGGUCCUCGAGGUUAUCCUGGUAACUCUGGGCCACCUGGUGUAUCAGGAAAUGUUGGCAUUAUGGGAGAACCUGGACCUGAAGGAAAACCUGGAAUGCCUGGAUUCAUCGGAUCUGUUGGUAACUAUGGUGAACCUGGACGACCAGGUGAAGACGCUGGUUACUGCCGGUGCCCGGCUAGAGCGGUUAGCAAGAAGACUACCUCGUAG